Messenger RNA from Nasonia vitripennis (jewel wasp), 2362 nucleotides. RefSeq names its product bifunctional purine biosynthesis protein PURH. Gene Ontology annotation, biological process: 'de novo' IMP biosynthetic process. Bases 328 to 2109 code for a protein of 593 amino acids. Gene Ontology annotation, molecular function: phosphoribosylaminoimidazolecarboxamide formyltransferase activity; IMP cyclohydrolase activity. Gene Ontology annotation, cellular component: cytosol. The record is from RefSeq and is a predicted model, not a curated record. Lineage: Eukaryota; Metazoa; Arthropoda; Insecta; Hymenoptera; Pteromalidae. The transcript is spliced from 7 exons.
UGCAUUUUCUCCGUUCUUACUUGCUCUUGUGUUUCUUUUGCACUAUAACUUACGAAUGGCCGUGAUUUUCCGCGGUCCGGGAUCUAUUUCUGUGCGGUAGCACACGAGGUAGACGUGGAUCUCCCGGCACACGACGAUCAGUUAGAUUAUCUCGUGAUUUGAGUGGAGAUUGACGAAAGAUUGAAUGAUAUUCGGGAGAUUGAGAUUUCGGUGUUUUGAUUACGCUGUUUUUUUAUACUGUCGGGGUGAAAAACUGAGGGAUUUUCCGUUCCGAGUUGGGCUAACCUAAAAGUUGCGGGCAAUUACGUAUAUAUGUUUGAAAUUUAAAUGUCUUGCAAGAAAAUAUACUCUCUCUUGAGUGUCUCCGACAAAACAAAUCUCCUUCCUUUUGCCAAAAAACUCCAUGAGUUUGGUCUGACUCUGGUGGCAUCUGGAGGUACAGCUAAAUCUUUGAGAGAUGCUGGACUUCCAGUCAAAGAUGUCUCAGACAUUACUGGUGCACCUGAAAUGCUUGGUGGACGUGUCAAGACAUUGCACCCAGCAGUUCAUGGUGGUAUCCUGGCCAGAUUAACUGAAUCAGACAAGGCUGAUCUUGCCAAGCAAAACUUUGAAUACAUUCGCAUUGUGGUUUGCAAUCUCUAUCCUUUUGUCAACACCAUUUCCAAGCCUGAUGUGACUAUCGAAGAUGCCGUAGAAAACGUUGAUAUUGGUGGAGUGACGUUGUUGAGGGCAGCAGCCAAGAAUCAUUCCAGAGUAACAGUUAUCUGUGACCCCAAUGAUUACGAAAAGGUUAUCUCAGAAUUACAAAAUUCUGCAGACAAGGAUACUUCUUUGCAAACAAGACAGACUCUGGCUGUCAAGGCCUUCACCCACACUGCCCAGUACGACGACGCGAUCUCGGACUACUUCCGUCGUCAGUACAGCGCCAACGUAUCCCAGCUGUCCCUUCGUUAUGGUAUGAACCCACACCAGAAGCCUGCCCAGAUCUUUACGACUCUGGACAAGCUGCCCCUGACUGUUGUCAAUGGCUCACCCGGCUUCAUCAACCUUUGCGAUGCCCUUAACGGUUACCAGCUCGUUAAGGAGCUGAAGGCGGCUCUCGGCUUGCCCGCAGCUACCUCUUUCAAGCACGUCAGUCCCGCUGGUGCCGCUGUUGGUAUUCCCCUCAAUAAGGUUCACGCUAAGCUUUGUCAGGUCGAUGACAUUGCGGAUCAAUUGACACCUCUGGCUACUGCAUACGCCAGAGCCCGUGGAGCCGACAGAAUGUCCAGUUUCGGAGACUUCGUCGCUCUGUCUGACCCCUGCGACUUGCCUACUGCCAAAAUCAUCUCUAGAGAGGUAUCUGACGGUAUCAUCGCGCCAGGCUACACCGAGGAAGCUCUGGCUGUCCUCCGCAAGAAGAAGAACGGCGGAUACUGCGUACUGCAGAUCGACCCCUCGUACGAGCCUUCGCCAAUUGAACGCAAGGUUCUGUUCGGUCUGACGAUGGAGCAGCGUCGCAACGAUGCCAAGAUCAACAGUUCGACCUUCUCCAACAUCGUCACCAAGCACAAGAAUCUUUCUGAGGCUGGUCUCCGUGAUCUGAUCGUCGCCACGAUCGCCGUCAAGUACACCCAGAGUAACUCGGUCUGUUACGCCAGAGACGGACAGGUCAUCGGUAUCGGUGCCGGUCAGCAGUCCAGGAUACACUGCACCAGGCUUGCCGGUGACAAGGCCGACAACUGGUGGCUGCGUCAACACCCCAAGGUUACCGGAAUGAAAUUCAAGAAGGGCGUCAAGCGCGCUGAGAUCUCAAACGCCAUCGACAACUACGUUAAUGGUACGAUCGGUCGCGAUAUGGAAGAGAGCGCAUGGGCGGCUAUGUACGAGGUCGUACCAGAGAAGCUCACCCAAGCUGACAAGGACGAUUGGGCGAAGCAGCUCGACAACGUGGCCAUCAGCAGUGAUGCCUUCUUCCCAUUCCGUGACAACGUCGACAGGGCUAGACUGAGUGGCGUACGUUACAUCGGCGCACCUGCCGGCUCGACAAACGACGAGGCUGUGAUUGAAGCUUGCAACGAGCACGGCAUUGUCUUGGCUCACACUGGCAUCCGACUUUUCCACCAUUAAGCAAAGCAUAAGUCAUUUUUUAUACACAAAAUCGUUAUGUGUAAAACACUCUGAUAAUCUCUGUAGCUUUAUGCAAUUUUGUUAUAUAUACUAUUUUUGUACACUCAUUUUUAAAAUGAAUCACCUAUAUACGCUAUAUACGAAAUGUUGCUGUUUCACACAUGCUGAAAGCGUGUGACACAAGAUUUAUACAUUUUUACAUUCACCAAUAAACCUGCUUACCAGCCUGAAACUGGUGAAAUUUUUCAUAAUA